This is a messenger RNA of Sclerotinia trifoliorum, 1952 nucleotides long. The record is from the annotation of a GenBank genome assembly. Lineage: Eukaryota; Fungi; Ascomycota; Leotiomycetes; Helotiales; Sclerotiniaceae.
AUUCACAAUGUGAAGAAGAGGAACCAUAGAAUAGCGAUGAGUGCGAAGUUCUUCACAAAGGAAGUCCCGGGUAAGAUUUCACCUACCAUAUUCUUCAUUUCCGAAAGCUCGCAAUUCUGCAGCAAAAGCCCCCAACCUGUAAGCAUCAAAAAUAGUACGCAUUUCUACAUCAAUACCACCAAAAAUCAACUCGCCUGAAACGUUCAGGAUCAACAUCCUUACAUAUAUCGUAGGCACAGCCGUUAGAAAAUAAGGCACAUUACCUGUGAUGUAUACCUUUGCCAAUUCAUUUUUAUCUUUUGGAUCUGACUUUUUCAUUCAUCUUGAACAUUCCAUACAGUCUUUUCCACAAUUGAAUUAUUUGCAAUGUCGAAAUCAUCCUCAUCAUCCAUACCUCUAAUCACCGAUCCACCAAAAAUCUCAGCUUACAAUCGCGGCCCCAUUUUAACUACCUUCAUACCGCCAGCCUCAUGUCUAUCUACAUUGACAUUUUCAACCAAUAUGUAUUUUGGACAUCGAGAUAAAGGCUACGUAGACGCUGCUUGUUUUCCCAGUAGUACCACAGAUUAUGGUCCGUGGGAAAAUGCAUGGGGUGUUUAUUAUUGUUAGCCUAUAUCUUGAUUACUUUAAGCACUUACUUAUAAAUUUUUAGAUAGUCCGGGAAUAUGCCCACAAGGCUGGUCGCAAGCGGCAACAUUAUCAUCCAGUUUUGGAAAAGGUACUACACAGCUGAAGAUUGGAGACGAAACUACGGCUGUUGUUUGCUGCCCUUCGUGAGUGGCCUGAUAUAUAUAACAACGUUGCUGCGAGAAGCUCAUCACUAAUGCUCUUUAAGUGGAUUUAGCUAUUCAUCGGAUGGCCAUGCAUGCGGCUCGACGUUCUGGACUACUACUUCGACACUCUUUUAUAUUAAUCCUUCACUGAACGCUUUAAAUUCAUGGGUUUCAACUGAUGCCAAUACACCUCUCACGACUAGGGCCUCUGGAUCUCCAUAUAUUAUUUUCGGUGAUGGAAUACCCGUUUGGUGGCAAGCAAGUGAUUUAGGAGUUUUUUCUUCGGCGGCAGCUGCUGCUUUAAUUAGUCCAUCUAUCACCUCUUCAUCCACAGCAUCCUUGGAGUCCGGGUCCGAUUCAGCGACACCGACACCAACUUCAUUAAGCUCACCUCCCCAAACCACACAACCAGGAAAUACAUCCUCAUCCGACUCAAAGACAUCGACACAAACAUCCUUAGGCUCAUCUAUGCAAACCACGCAACCGGUAAACACAUCUUCAUCCAACAAUGGACUUUCCACGGGCAGCGGGAUCGCAAUAGGUGUAGCAAUAGCAUUAUUCGUCCUAGGACUAUCAGCAGGCGUCGCAAAAUGUUUCUUACGUAGACGUAAGGAGAAAAAAGCAAGAAUGGAAUCGAACUCUUCAAUGAUGACUGGUGUGAUUAACUUAUCAGAACAUGGGAGAGAAAUGGUGAACCGGGGGCCGGUUUCGGAACUUUAUGUUGAGGAAGAUGGUAGGAGGACCUGGAGUACGGGGGUGAAGAGAACGAGUGAACUUCCUGGUCAAUGAUACUUGGAGGUAAGAUGAUUGAGAUUCAUCGGUGGAAAAUUAUUUCUGGUCUGGUUGAGAGUGAAUCUUCUGGCAACCGAACAAGUGUUAAAAUUUUUUGAUUGAAAACAACCAAAGACUUGCAGUGGAGGUCUCGAAUACCGACACGCAAUAUCCUAGAGAAUCAAGUACUUCCAGCUUCAGGAGCAAGCAAUGUGAAAAUUAGCGGCAAGAAAUUCGAUGGAGCAUCAAGAGCUAAUACGGUAGAGGGACAUGAUGUUAAUAUUUAUGACGAGAUGAGAUUUUAGAACUUUGCCAUUUUACGUAUAUCUUUAGUAUCAUUCAUUUACAAAUAAUAUAAAACUGAAACUUAAGAAGCAGUUAAUUGGUGCUGUGUAAGAUAUUUAUUAG